Molecule: messenger RNA, 1980 nt
Organism: Acanthamoeba castellanii str. Neff
Lineage: Eukaryota; Discosea; Longamoebia; Acanthamoebidae
Product: Fbox domain containing protein
Exons: 12
Coding region: 1-1980 (659 amino acids)
Molecular function (GO): protein binding
Source: RefSeq, a predicted model, not a curated record
AUGGAGAAGAAGCAAGACGUGGCCGAAGAGGAUGGACGGGGAGAGGAGGAGGGGGAAGAGUUGCUAGCCCUGCACGAGGUGCUUCCGCUGGAGGUCAUGCAGCACAUCAUGGGCAUGGCCGACCCGGCCAGCGUGGCAAGAGCCGAGGGCGUGUGCCGCGCGUGGCGCUCCGCGUGCGAGUCGCCCUUCGUGUGGGAAGCCGUCUUCCGGCGCCACUUCAGCUCCCGCCCCUCCACCACUGCCAAAGAGAAGUGGCGGGAGCGAUGCGUGAAGGCGGCCAUCUCGCUUCGUCGCCUGCAGGCCCUCAAGGGCGAAGACCGGCUGCGGGAUACCCUCAGGUGGUGUGCUGCGUGCGGUCACGACCGCGUGCUGCGCGAGCUGCUCACGAAGGAGGCGGCCCACAUGACGCUCGACCUGCUCAACGGCAAGCGGCCGCCCAACACCGACGAGAGCAAGUUCCAGUACUCCGACGACGGCUCCGCGCGUCCGGUGCACCUGGCCGCCUCGGUGGGCUGCGCCGAGAUCAUGGAGGUGCUCAUGGAGAAGGCCGGCGGGCCGGAGAAGGCGCGGGAGCUGAUCAACGCGGUGGAGUCGCGGACCGGCAAUACGGCGCUCCACUUUGCGGCGGAAAACGGGCACUGCGCGAUGGUGGCUUUUCUCCUCAAUCAAGGCGCCGAGAAGAACGCAUUGAACGGGUCGAAGCAAACGGCGCUGCACCUGGCCACGCUGGCCGGGUGCGCGCCGGCCGUGCGCAUGCUGGUGGAGCACGGCGCUCAGAUCCUGUUCACCGCGGCCGAGGCCAAGUCCAAGAAGGUGCCAGCCUCGCCGCUGCACCUGGCGGCCUCUAACCGCUCUGAGGCCCUCGUGUCCCUGUUUAUCGAGCUGGGCCUCGACAUCAAUCUGACGGACGCCGCCGGCCGCAUCCCGCUUCACUUUGCGGCGCGCGCGGUGCCCAAGAAUGCGGGAUUCAUCGAAUUCCUUCUCGCGCGCGGAGCCGACGCCAAGGCCGUUGAUGAGGAGGGCCAAGGCGUGCUCCACUACGCCAUCACCAAUGAGUGUUCAGCCGAGCUGGUGGCGAUGUGCAAGCGUCUGAUUGAUGCCGGAGCUGAUGCCCACUCCAAGGAUCCGGUCUUGGGCCUGGAACGCCUCAUCGCCCGUUCGUACUACCAGUCAAGCUACGACCGUGAUCUCGUCAACCUGUUUGUCGAGCGUGGCAUCGACAUAAAAGACCCGCCCAAAGCGCACCACUACGAUCUGGUCUUGGCCCUGCUGGACUGGGGCGUCGACCCCAACGCCAGCGACCCCAGCGUCACCGGCACAACGCCAAACCUGCCGUUGCACAUGGCCCUGUGUGGCCAUUCCUACCAUAACAGCGAUGCCGACAGGCGGCGUGUAGUCGAACUUCUUCUCGAGAGAGGAGCCGAUGUGCAUCGCUUGGCGGGCUACAACCAAAGUCAGGCCUUGUUCUAUCUGCCCUGCGAGCCCGACGAGACCUUUGAUUUCCUGUUGUCGCGCGGCGCCGAUAUCAACGCAAGGAACGAGCGGGGCGAGACAUUCUUGUAUCGGGCCGUCAACCAGAAUUGGCCCUACAAUGCACCGCAUUUCCACCGAAUGAGACGGGCCGUCGUUGCCCUCAUUGAGAGGGGCGCCGAUCCCGGGCAGUGCCGGGUGGACGGCCAUGGCCCAGUGAGCGAGGUUGUUGACCCGACCUACACGCCGCUGGGCUGGGAGUGGGUCGCGUUCCUGCGGUCCGUGGGCAUUCCCAUCCGGACCGCUGCUGAUGAUGACGAGCCGGCAGCGGCCGCAGCGGGCAGUGGUGACGCGACUGGUGCGGAAGCAGACGAUGACGGCGAGGGGAGGGCUGAGCCGCUGGGCCACCACCGCCUUAGGAACGAUGGUGACGACACCAACGAGGACGAAGAAGAGGAGGAAGCAGAGGAGGAUAGCAGAAGCAAAGGCAAGGAGAAGCUGGACAAAUGA